Molecule: messenger RNA, 1126 nt
Organism: Hyaena hyaena (striped hyena)
Lineage: Eukaryota; Metazoa; Chordata; Mammalia; Carnivora; Hyaenidae
Gene: ATRAID
Product: all-trans retinoic acid induced differentiation factor
Exons: 7
Coding region: 204-893 (229 amino acids)
Biological process (GO): positive regulation of osteoblast differentiation
Cellular component (GO): intracellular membrane-bounded organelle
Source: RefSeq, a predicted model, not a curated record
GCGGGGAGGCCUUAGCUAACGAGGGAAAGGAGAGGGGGUUGGCCAGUCCUCUCUAACAGGGACUGGGACGCACUGACAACAGCUCUGACCUCAACCCGCAGCAAUCCCCCAGCCCGCUUCGGGCCGACUGGGCCACGCCCGCGGAGGGCGGGGCCACACGCGCAAGUCUCGCGAGGUGCUGAGAAGGACAAAGGGAGCGAAAAAUGGCCCCUCGCGGGCCGGCCGGUCCUUCGAGCCUGGUGCCUUGGGCAGCGGCCGUGCUCCUUGUUGUGGGCGUGGAAAGGGCCCCGGCGCUACCCGAGAUAUGCGUCCAGUGUCCAGGGAGUGUGCGAAAUUUGUCAGAAGUGGCACUUUAUUGUAAGCAGACACCAGAGCUAAUGCUGCAGGCCCGCUGCUGCCUGAAUCAGAAGGGCACCAUCCUGGGGCUGGAUCUCCAGAACUGUUCUCUGAAGGACCCUGGUCCAGACUUUCCUCAGGCACAUACUGCUGUCAUCAUAGACCUGCAAGCAAACCCCCUCAGGGAUGACUUGGCCAACAUUUUCCGUGGCUAUACCCAGCUCCAGACUCUGAUACUGCCGCAAGAUGUCAGCUGUCCUGGCGGUAUUAACGCCUGGGAUACUGUCACCUUUUAUAUAAACAACCAAACCUGUCAAGGACAAAAGAACCUUUGCAACAGCACGGGGGACCAAGAAAUGUGUCCUGAGAACGGAUCUUGUGUACCUGAUGGCCCAGGUCUCUUGCAAUGUGUCUGUGCUGACGGCUUCCAUGGCUACAAAUGUAUGCGCCAGGGCUCCUUCUCACUGCUUAUGUUCUUCGGUAUUCUGGGAUCCACUACGUUAUCCGUCUCCAUUCUGCUUUGGGGCACCCAACGCCGAAAAGCCAAGGCUUGGUGAACUGCAUAGGUCUUCCUGCUGACUUAAAGAUUAUCUUGAUCUCACUUAGCCCAGCCAGGGAGACAGUCAUGGUUGGCCAGCAGGCCCCCCUCGAGGAUGAAGCGGCCAUUUGGCAGGAAGAUGGGAAGUUGCAUAGCUUUGGGGUGUUGUGGACAUUGCAGUCCAGGAGUGGACAAGGACCAGUGCCCCAUUUGUGCUUGACUAUAAUAAACAUCUUUACUUGUCGUUCUUUU